GUAGGAGAGAGAUAGAAGCGCUCGAGCACUUGGAGUCACUUCUGAGUGCACUAGUUGGACGAGACGUUUUCCAUGGGUUUGAAAGGGCACACUCUUUCUUUCCGUUAUAGCUUGGAUGAAACACAUGCACAUACUGUAGUGGGCUUCGUGUAGGGAACCUCUUGGACUUCAAUCCCAGUUUAAAAUUAUUUGAUUUAACGUAUCAAUUAACCAUGGAUGCUACCAUUUACCAAAUCAUCUUUGGGGAGUUUGGAGACCCAAACUGCAGUGUGAUGGAUUCAUUUCAAGACAGUUUCUAUGAAAACGCAUCGUUCUCUUUGAUGGAUUUUGACGGUUUGUAUUGCAAUGCCACAACGGAUGAGAUUGGAACAUGUUGGCCAAAGAGCAACACCGGACGGAUGGUGGAGAGACCCUGUCCAGAGUACAUCAAUGGGGUGAAGUACAACACAACAAGGAGCGCAUACAGAGAAUGCAUCGAUAAUGGAACGUGGGCUCUGAAGAGCAACUACUCCAGUUGUGAACCUAUUUUGGAGGAGAAGAGGAAAUACCCAAUGCACUAUAAGAUUGCUCUGAUCAUCAACUACCUAGGCCACUGUAUUUCUGUGGGAGCUCUUGUCGUGGCCUUCGUUCUCUUCUUAUGCUUAAGGAGCAUAAGAUGCCUUCGAAACAUAAUCCACUGGAACUUGAUAACAACCUUCAUUUUGAGGAAUGUUAUGUGGUUCCUACUUCAGUUGAUUGACCACAAUGUGCAUGAGAGUAAUGAGCCUUGGUGUCGCCUUAUAACAACGAUAUAUAACUAUUUUGUGGUGACCAAUUUUUUCUGGAUGUUUGUUGAAGGAUGCUACCUUCACACAGCCAUUGUGAUGACUUAUUCUACAGACAAGCUAAAAAAAUGGGUCUUCUUGUUCAUUGGCUGGUGCAUUCCAUGUCCUAUUAUUGUUGCUUGGGCCAUUGGGAAGCUUUAUAAUGAAAAUGAACAAUGCUGGUUUGGGAAAGAACCUGGAAAGUAUAUUGACUACAUUUAUCAAGGGCCGGUCAUCCUUGUGCUUUUGAUAAACUUCGUUUUCCUCUUCAACAUAGUAAGAAUCCUUAUGACCAAGUUGAGAGCUUCUACCACAUCAGAAACUAUACAGUACAGAAAAGCAGUAAAAGCGACAUUAGUGCUACUGCCUCUGCUGGGUAUCACCUACAUGCUGUUUUUUGUGAAUCCCGGAGAGGAUGACAUCUCGCAAAUAGUUUUUAUUUAUUUCAAUUCAUUUCUACAAUCAUUUCAGGGGUUCUUUGUCUCAGUAUUCUACUGCUUUCUUAAUGGCGAGGUGCGCUCAGCAGCCAGGAAAAGAUGGCAUCGUUGGCAGGACAACCAUGCCCUGAGAGUGCGCGUGGCACGUGCCAUGUCCCUCCCCACCUCACCCACCAGGAUCAGCUUCCAUAGUAUAAAACAGACCACAGCCGUUUGACCAAAUCCAAAGGUCCCCUUUGGAAAUGUCAUUUUUUUUCUAGGGAAGAGACUUGUCUUGAAGCACCUCUCCAUAAAUGUUGUCUAUUUCCUGUAUUUCUUACCCCAGCUGCAUAAGGACAGAUACAGAGGGCUUUGAGGAAGAGACUAUUAGGAUUUCCGAAAUUACAGUACUGUAACACAACCUCCUUGGACGUGUGGCAGAGAUGUAAAUUCAGAACAGAUGGGCAAUGCCGCCUCUCCAAAUGAACUUUGUGAAGUGAUUGCAGAGUCAGAGUCUUACUGGCAAUGCAUUAAUAGAUGUUUUCAUACUGUAUUACACCAGGUUGGAUUUUAAUAGGUCAGGAAUGUCGACCUGUCAAGGACCAAUCCUGACGAGGCAAAAAAAAAAGCCACGUUAAUGUCAAAAGAGACCCUAAUCACUCUCAGUACUCUACUAUACUUGUAGCAGCAUUUAUUUCUAUAACCUUUCAUUGUUUCAUGUCUAUGAGAGGGCAGGGAUAAGCAGGAAUGUGCAUAAACAGAGCAGACACGGGAUGAAAAUGCGUUCUGUGUCUGUUGCAGGCUGAGCUCGAGAUGCAAUGAGAGCGAUCAAAUGAUACUGUUAAUCACCAAGGUAAUAAGGAACGUGCAGACUCCAAGUGAUAUCGUUCGGUUUGUCGUCAGCACCACUUUUUUUGCGUCGUCAAAAUGUCACCCUAAGAGCUAUUCUAUUGUAUAAAUGUUUUCAGGCUCAUUUAUUUUAAGAUUGUUCCCUGCCAAUCAUUCUCAAACGCCUUUGAGCAGUACAACAUCAAUGAUCUGUUUUUCUCUCUUCUGUAGAAAAAACCCUAAGGCAGCUCUUAUUUGGAUGAGUAAUCAUAAAUCAAAGCUAUCUUUCACUGGGUUUGAGUUCAGAUUAUAUCCAUUAUCUUAUUAUGUAAAUAAUGGAGAUGGGACUGUGAUUCUGAGACUUUUACAUAACACUUAUUUAAACACUGAACAGACCCUGACUUCAGUCCACGCAAUGACACAGCUGUCCCAAGUCAAGAGAAAUAGGAGUAAUUUAAAGGUACAGUACAUUGUGGAUACAUGAAAUCCUUUUCACAUAGUUAUUUUCUCUCUUUCAAAUCCCAAUGUGCCAUACUUAAUCAGUGUCAGUACUAAACUGUUGGGUCGAGGAGCCAGAGAGAGAUAGAGCCUGAUUAGUGAGAUCUUCAUUUGGCUUCCUUAAUGCUUUGCUCUGUUCAGGUCAACAUGCCAAGCUCUGCCCUGGUGACUGACCGACAGGCUGACCUGCAUGGGUGUUAUCCUCAUCUCCCUCCAGGCCCCCCCUGCAGUAUAAUACAAUUUCCAGACACAUAGGCAUGCCUUUUUAUUCAGGAAAAUAGAACAGUAGAACCCAUGCACCCAGGGAAUUAAGUUCUUAAAAUGUGGAAUUGUAGAAAUUAUGCAAUUAGAUGGGUAUUGAGUACAAGCUCACUGAUCUGGGGUAUUUGUUUAAUGCAUUGUAUAAAUCUAUUUAGGUUUAUAAGCAACCAUGUACCUCACAGUUGAGUUACUUUGAGAGUAUACAGCUCUCCCAAGUUGUGCAGCGGUCUAAGGCACUGCAUCGCAGUGCUUGAAGCAUCACCACAGACCUGGGUUUGGUCCCAGGCUGUGUCACAGCUGGCCGUGAGUCAGAGGAAACAUCACCCAGCUGGCGACCAAUGUCAGCUUGCAGGCACCCACUAACCCGGACGAUACUGGGCCAAUUGAGGCGGCACACAAUUGCCUAGUGUUGUCCGGGAUAGUGGAAUGUUUGGCUGGCAGGGAUUUCCUUGUCCCAUCGUGCUCUAGCGACUCCAUGUGGCAGGCCGGGUGCCUGCAAGCUGACAUUGGUUGCCUGCAAGCUGACAUUGGUUGCCAGCUGGAUGAUGUUUCCUCCGACUCAUUGGUGCAGCUGGCUUCCAGGUUAAGCGAACAGUGUGUCGAGAAGCGAUCCGGCUUGACAGGGUCAUGUUUCGGAGGAUGCAUGGCUCUCAACCUUCGCCUUUCCUGAGUCCGUAGGGGAGUUGCAGCGAUUGGACAAGACUGUAACCACCAAGAAGGGGUAAAAGUACAAAAAACUAUACUUUGGGAGUGUAUAGUAAGCAAGAUGCUCAAAUUAAAAUAUAUAACAUCUGUUGAGAGUUGCUGUUUUUAAAUAUAACGUAGGUACGGCUCAGUGACAGUCAGAAUUAAUUAUUGCUUUACACAUUUUCCUGGCAUUGAAAUUGGACUAGACCCACAUUUAUGUUGUAGAAUAGCCAAUUAUAUUUUAGCAAAUUGCUUGUAAUGAAAGAUUUACUUCUGGAAGGUCAGUUAUUUUUCUCCUCACCAUUCAACAAUUACUGUGAAAAUAAUGUGGUACCAUAGAAUAAAUGAUGAACCUGUCAUGUCCAUUAGAGUUUGCACCCCUUGAUUGCUUUAUGUAUAAUUUUCUGAAAGAGUUGGCUUUGUACCAGUUUCCUGUGUUACAUUUUCAUUAAUGUGACUCACUCCAUAUGCGCAAUUCCUCUCUUAAAUACCAUCAACUUUUCAAGCAAAUAGCUUUCACGCAAACAGUCCCAAGAUCUAAAUAAAUUGCCAAUAAACUACUGUAUGUGAAAAACUGUAAAUAUUUGAGCUCUUCUCUCGUCCUAAAACACUAAACCCUGUUGGUUGAACAUCAUUUUGUUAUUUAUGUUUGGGAGGUGCCUCCAAGUUGAAUGUUUACAUUGGAGCUGUUUUAAUCAUAUCUAGCGGUUCUAGUUGAGAAGGUCUAAAAAAUAAGAUAAAAUCUUCAAAGAGUGCGAUAAAACAUGUAUAACAAAAGUGUUAAGCUGUACUGUACAUAAACUAUUUUAAAGUUUGUUGUAUAUUGUAAUUAAUACAGUAUUUGUACACAUUUUAUGAAGUAAAUAUGUUUUUUUUUCUCUUUUACUGUUAGUGACCGUAGUAAUUCAUUAAGAAAAUUCUGAGCAUUCAGGUUACAUGAAUACCUACAACCGUCCAAAGCAAUCAUAGAAAGGUAUGAAUAUGUUAUUUUACUUGUUUGUAUCACCAUCUCUCAUUUUACAGUUUAAAUUGUACUUUCCAUGAUGUGUUUAGUCUAUUGAAGCCAUCACAAUUCUGGACAUACAGCACUCCCAUGAAUGUUAGUAAAAGGUAAGCAGAGUUUUAAAUUCACCAAUGGAAAUCCAACUAAAACUUGAGAUUGAAACUUUAUUUUUUAUUUUUCAUGAUUAAUUCAUUCAAAAUGUAAUAUUCACCAAAGAUGUGAAACGUGUUUACUUGUUGUCAGUGCACUUUUUCCAACCUUUUUCAUACUUCUAUUCACUUAUGUCGGUUUGAAUGAAUGCCGUAUUAAUGUACAUAAUGCAUUUUGGCUUUUUGUUGAAAUACCAAUGUUGCCUUAUAGAAAAACAUUGUGUAAAGAGCAAAAACUAUGUUUCUACAUUCAUUGUUGUACUGAUAUGUGUGAUUGAUAUGCAUUUAUACAAGUACAUGUGGUAAAAUCUUCAGAUUUGAAAUAAAUAUUCUCUCUGGUUUGUAAAGCUGCUACUAACAAUCUUGUCCAGCAUUUCCAGACUUAGUCAGACUCAUUCAAUAAUCAGUAUUCACUGAGGAGACAAUGAGAAGGAUUGCAUUUUGUGCAUUGCAUUCAUUCUAUUUCAUUAUACCAGUGCUCAAUUUGGAUUAGAAUCUCUUUGACCCAAUAAGGGCUUAAUAACGACUUAACAUCUCUAACCACAGACUGCCAUUAAAACUAUUGAAUAUAAUAAAUAUUUGAAUGAUGAAGGAUGCUGGCUACACUGACUCCAUGGCAUGCUAACCUUACAUGCAGAUGCUAGACUCAUUGGAGUAUCUGAAGAUGGCCUAAGGAAGAGUGCCAUGUUAAAUAAUAGACUGUAUAUGUGGAUUGGGUUUCCUACUAUUCUUACUGUAGUUGGAUGGAAUGAGGUGUAGCAGCACUCUCACUGUACUCACUGUGAGUUAUAUAGCCCUAACAAUUAGCUGCAUCUCUGAUUCAAGCAAAUAAAGGCUUAUUGUGACAAUUAAUGCUCCUGCUGCUUGACAGACGAUUAAAAGGUGUUUUGUGGAUCUGAUGUGCCUCUCGGGCUAUAGCUGCAUAUCCUCCUGGGUCCUCCUACAACUUGUAAUAUGUCCCUCAAGUUCCCUGUGACUAUUUUCAGUCGCAUUUCACCAAUCAUUAACUUGGCUAAUAAUAAAUGAUGUCAUAACUGCAUGGUGAGUAAAAUUUUUCACAUACUGUAUGUUAUGAUUCCCGGUUUUGACAACUGCCUGACUCUGGACGACUUUCCCGCCUGCCUGAUCAUCCUGCCUGCCUGCCCUGACCUUGAAUCUGCCUUCCCUUCGGUACCUAUUGGACUCUGAAAUGGUUUUGACCUUUUGCCUGUACACAGCCAUUCUCUUGUCUACCCCUUUUUGGAUUAAUAAAAAUUGUAAGACUCCAACCAUCUGCCUCCUGUGUCUG
Oncorhynchus mykiss (rainbow trout) is the source of this 5933-nucleotide messenger RNA. Its product is annotated as corticotropin-releasing hormone receptor 2. Gene Ontology annotation, molecular function: corticotropin-releasing hormone receptor activity; G protein-coupled peptide receptor activity; peptide hormone binding. NCBI's taxonomy places the organism in Eukaryota, Metazoa, Chordata, Actinopteri, Salmoniformes, Salmonidae. Gene Ontology annotation, biological process: adenylate cyclase-modulating G protein-coupled receptor signaling pathway; cell surface receptor signaling pathway; long-term synaptic potentiation. The record is from RefSeq and is a predicted model, not a curated record. Gene Ontology annotation, cellular component: dendrite; axon terminus; plasma membrane.